GGUCAACGCCGCCGAGUGGAAGCGACGCUCCCGCGUGAGAGUGUCCUGAUCUCAGUCCAGUCUGCUUAUCUCAUGGACUGACUAGCCUUAUUUCAGACUAUGAAUAACCUGGUCAGUAGCCGCUCUGUCGGCGGAGCCUGUCUGCUCUGCCGCAGAGGGGUCGCCGUCUCAGCUCGGGUCACUCAGCGGGCUCAGAGUAGCGGCACUGCUGGCCGUGUUAACCCCGCACAGCACCAGCUUCACCCCCCAGCACUGACCCGGCUCUCCUCCAGACUCCUCUCCUCCAGACAGGGAGGCAUGAUGAACGUGUUCGACAGAAGCAUGAAGAGGAGGCAGAAGAAAUGGGCCUCUUCUUUACAGGACAACACCAAAUACGACUACUUGAGAGACGAGGUUGGAAGCAGAGUUGCAGACAGGAUUUAUGACAUUGCGAGGACCUUCCCGUUAGCGCUAGACGUGGGCUGUGGGAAAAGCCACAUCGCGGAGCAUCUCAGCAAGGAAGUUGUGGAGCGUCUUUUCCUCACUGACAUCUCGGAUGGUUUGCUGAGGCAGAAAAAAGGGAGUGAGAUGCCCACACACUGUGUAAUGGCCGAUGAGGAGUUCCUGCCCUUUCGGGAGAACACUUUUGACCUGGUGGUCAGCAGCCUGAGUAUGCACUGGAUCAAUGAUCUUCCUGGAGCUUUACGACAGAUUCAUCAGGUGCUGAAGCCGGACGGGGUGUUUAUCGGGGCGAUGGUCGGAGGGGAGACUCUGUAUGAGCUACGCUGUUCUCUGCAGUUGGCUGAGCUGGAGAGGGAGGGGGGCUUUUCCCCCCAUAUAUCCCCCUACACCGCCGUCACUGACCUGGGCAACCUGCUCGGCCAAGCUGGCUUCAACAUGCUAACAGUGGACGUUGAUGAGAUUCAGGUUCAUUACCCAGGGAUGCUUGAAGUCAUGUGUGAUUUACAAGGUAUGGGUGAGAGUAACUGCGCGUGGAACAGGAAGUCCCUCCUGCACAGAGACACCAUUCUAGCAGCGGCAGCUGUUUAUAAAGAGAUGUAUGGUAAUGAGGACGGAUCUGUCCCAGCUACAUUUGAGAUCCUGUACAUGAUUGGUUGGAAACCUCACGAGUCUCAGGCCAAACCAGCUAAAAGGGGCUCGGCGACUGUGUCAUUUGCUGAUUUGUCAAAGAUCAGCCAAUCAGAGGCCAGCAUCAAGACUGACAAGCCAUAGAACUGCUGCCAUCCCAGACUAGUCCAUAAACAUUACAUAAGCAGCACUGCUGCUUAAUAAAAUGUACAUAAAUGCUGUGUUAUAUGUACAAAUAUCACAUGAAAAAUGUACUUUUGUAGAGAAAUAAAACUCAAA
Messenger RNA from Colossoma macropomum (tambaqui), 1347 nucleotides. It is a transcript of the gene ndufaf5, whose product is annotated as NADH:ubiquinone oxidoreductase complex assembly factor 5. The record is from RefSeq and is a predicted model, not a curated record. Gene Ontology annotation, biological process: mitochondrial respiratory chain complex I assembly. Gene Ontology annotation, cellular component: mitochondrion. Bases 100 to 1212 code for a protein of 370 amino acids. Gene Ontology annotation, molecular function: S-adenosylmethionine-dependent methyltransferase activity. The transcript is spliced from 11 exons. Lineage: Eukaryota; Metazoa; Chordata; Actinopteri; Characiformes; Serrasalmidae.